This is a messenger RNA of Monodelphis domestica (gray short-tailed opossum), 3299 nucleotides long. RefSeq lists its product as uncharacterized. The record is from RefSeq and is a predicted model, not a curated record. Gene Ontology annotation, molecular function: RNA polymerase II cis-regulatory region sequence-specific DNA binding; DNA-binding transcription factor activity. Gene Ontology annotation, biological process: regulation of transcription by RNA polymerase II. Lineage: Eukaryota; Metazoa; Chordata; Mammalia; Didelphimorphia; Didelphidae.
AUGGCCCUCCGCUGUGAGGGACUCCAUUUCCCAGAAUGCCUGACACAGACGUGCAAGUCUGGGCCGUCCGCUGUGCAGGACUCCAUUUCCCAGAAUGCCGUUUUCCUGACUCCGCCUCAGCCCCGGCUCCUCCCCCCUGUGGCGGUCUCCGAGCAUGCUGGGAGUCUCCUCUGGGCUUCUUCAGCUCCUGGAAGCUGCACAACUGCGUUUCUGGGACCUUUGCUGGGCGCACCCAGAGGAAGUCUCCCCCCCUUGGGGCUGCCACCCCCCCGAAGCACCCCAGGGUGGCCCUGCAGAGAGCCCGCAGCCAGAGGAAUGGCCGUCUGGACCCCAAGGCCCCCCUCCCAGGGGUCAAUAACAUUCAAGGAUGUGGCUGUGGACUUCACCCAGGAGGAGUGGUGCCUCUUGGACCAUUCUCAGAAAGAGCUGUACCAGGAGGUGAUGCUGGAGAAUGUGCACAAUGUACUGUCUGUGGGGCUUCCAGUUCCUAGAGAAAAUUUGAUCUUCUGUUUUCAACAAGGGUUGGCACCAUGGCUGCUAGAACAAAAAGGCCCAAGGAUUUCCUGCCCAGAGGCUGAGACGAAUUUUGAAGUGAAGGAGAUGUGUACAAAGCUGAGCCUUUUUGAGGAAGGAUCUGACGCCCAAAGAUGCGUGAAUGUGGGACCCUGUGACCUCAUUUUGCGAGAAAUCUGCAACUCUAAUAUGGUGCAAAAACAUCCAAGAAAUGACUCUGAAUUUGAUGAUACUUCAAAGAAAUUCAAUCAAUAUUCCGUCCUAAAUGAGUAUGUGAAAUUGACCUCAGGAAAUGACACUUUCCAGGAUAGCAAAUAUAGGAAACCAUUUCCUGAAGAAGUAGGUCUUGUUCAUUCACCUGAGAAACCUCCUGAAAUGUCCUUGUAUCAAGGUAACCUAGGAGGGAUGACCUUUGGCUGGAUUUUAGAUCUCUUUAGACAUUCUAAGCAUAAAAGUGUUGCGAUGUUUUCUGCAAGUGAUAAAGGUGACAGACGUUUCACUCAGAAUUCUGAGCUUACAGAACAUCAGGGCAUCCACACUGGAGGGAAACCUUAUGAAUUUAAACAAUGUGGAAAGGCUUUCAUACAGAGUAGCAAACUUGCUGAACAUCAUAGCAUCCACACUGGAGAGAAACCUUAUGAAUGUAAACAGUGUGGAAAGGCUUUCACACAGAGGGGCAAUCUGGCUGCACAUCAGAGAAUCCACACUGGAGAGAAACCUUAUGAAUGUAAACACUGUGGAAAGUCUUUCACCCAGAGGAUCUCUCUCACUAGACAUCAGAGAAUUCACACUGGAGAGAAACCUUAUGAAUGUAAACAAUGUGGAAAGGCUUUCACACAGAGGAGCAAACUUGCUGCACAUCAGAGAAUCCACACUGGAGAGAAACCUUUUGAAUGUCAACACUGUGGAAAGGCUUUCACAGAGAGGGGCAGUCUUGUUUCACAUCAGAGAAUCCACACUGGAGAGAAACCUUAUGAAUGUAAACAAUGUGGAAAGUCUUUCACUGUGAGGGUCUCUCUCACUGCACAUCAGAGCAUCCACUCUGGAGAGAAACCUUAUGAAUGUAAACACUGUAGAAAGGCUUUCACACAGAGGAGCAGUCUUGUUUCACAUCAGAGAAUCCACACUGGAGAGAAACCUUAUGAAUGUAAACACUGUGGAAAGUCUUUCACCCAGAGGAUCUCUCUCACUAGACAUCAGAGAAUUCACACUGGAGAGAAACCUUAUGAAUGUAAACAAUGUGGAAAGACUUUCACACAGAGGAGCAACCUUGCUGCACAUCAGAGAACCCACACUGGAGAGAAACCUUUUGAAUGUCAACACUGUGGAAAGGCUUUCACAGAGAGGGGCAGUCUUGUUUCACAUCAGAGAAUCCACACUGGAGAGAAACCUUAUGAAUGUAAACAAUGUGGAAAGUCUUUCACUGUGAGGGUCUCUCUCACUGCACAUCAGAGCAUCCACAGUGGAGAGAAACUUUAUGAAUGUAAACACUGUGGAAAGGCUUUCACACAGAGGAGCAGUCUUGUUUCACAUCAGAGAAUCCACACUAGAGAGAAACCUUAUGAAUGUGAACAUUGUGGAAAGGCUUUCAUACGGAGGGUCUCUCUAACUAGACAUCAGAGAAUCCAUGUUGGGGAGAAACAUCAUGAAUAUGAAUAGUGUGGAAAGGCUUUCAUAGAGAGACUUAAUACAUAUCAGAGAAUCCACACUGGAGAGAAACCUUUUGAAUGUAAACAAUUUGGAAAGGCUUUUAUGGAAAGUUUUCCACUGCACAUCAGAGCAUCCACACUGGAGAAACCUUAUGAAUGUUAAAAGUGUGGAAUGGCUUUCAUACAGAGGAGCACACUUGCUGCACAUCAGGGAAUCCAUCCUGUCUAGUCUGAUGGCAGUGAUCCAUGACCCAGUGGGUCCCUCUCUGGUUUGGGUCCUGGCUCUGCCUUUUUCCUUUCUACUGGUCCAGAUGUAGGCCCUUGGGAUGGUCCCUGUAGGUCAAGCAAGCUGGGUAUGGGUAGGAGAUGGGGAGUGGGAACUCCUUGAAGGAAGGGACUAUUUAAUUUUUGUCUUUGUACCCCCAGCACCAAAACUGACACAGGAUAGGAACCUACUAAAAGCUUGUUGAAUUGGUGUGGAUGUGACCUUGAUCCACAAGGCCCUUUGGUGACCUGUGGGGGGGGGCGGAGCUCAUUCCUCGUGAAUAUAGGAUUAAUUCUUCUCUUAUUUAAGUUAAUCAACAAAGACUUAAGUACCCCUACUUAGUACCUUACCAGUCUAAUUAUUAGAGUUCACAAGACAUUUGCUAGAGUGGGUGACAAUUCCAGAGGCCACUUCCCCACCCCUCUGCAGUGUUAGGCAAAUUGAAAGACUUGUGAUUGGUUCCUUUAAGGUGAGGAAGGGACAGGAAGUGAUUUGAAAAAGGACUAUAAAAAGUCCUAAAAUUCCUUUCCCUGGGACUUUUCCUUUGAACUUCUCCUUUGGAGUUUGUCUUUGGAGUCUCUGUGUCAGUGAGCUGGACUGAAGGAGACUCUUUCCCUGGAUCCUGUGUUGGUUUCCUGGGUGAGUAGCUGGCCUUCCUUUCCUGGAGGAGGCUACAUUGGUGGUACCCUUGCUGAGACUACCAGAAAUCCAUGUGAAGAUCAGAAUUUAAGAGCCCUUACAGGGUGGUGAGCUGGACAUCUUUGGACAGAAAUUAUAGGUUAUCUAGCUAAGCAAUACUUUCUACUUACUUUCUGCAUUUCUCUCUUUUACUAUAUCUCCAUUAAAUUAAAUUGUUAAGAGUGGCUAACAGA